Molecule: messenger RNA, 625 nt
Organism: Effrenium voratum
Lineage: Eukaryota; Dinophyceae; Suessiales; Symbiodiniaceae
Source: the annotation of a GenBank genome assembly
GUUCUGCGGCCCCACGGGGGUGGGCAAGACAGAGCUGUGCAAGAAGCUGUCCUCCAGCUUCUUCGGGUCCGCGGAGGCGAUGAUCCGGCUGGACAUGAGCGAGUUCAUGGAGAAGCACACGGUCUCCAAGCUCCUGGGGGCCCCUCCCGGGUACGUGGGCUACGGCGAGGGCGGCACCCUCACAGAAGCUGUCCGCCGUCGUCCCUACUCCCUGGUGCUCUUCGACGAGGUGGAGAAGGCGCACCCUGACGUCUUCAACACUCUGCUGCAGCUGCUGGAUGAUGGCCGCCUCACCGACUCUAAGGGCCGUGUGGUGUCCUUCAGCAACACGCUGGUGGUGAUGACCUCCAACCUCGGGAGCCGAAGCGUGCAGAAGGGCGCAGGCGGCGGCCUGGGCCUGGGCUUCGGCACCGAGGAGGACAGCUCCGAGAGGAGCUACAACGCCAUCAGGGAGGCGGUGCAUGAGGAGAUGAAGAGCUUCUUCCGCCCAGAAUUCCUGAACCGCCUGGACGAGAUUUGUGUCUUCAGGCCGCUCACCAAGGAGGGCAUUCGCGCCAUUGCGGAGGUGGAGUUCAACAAAGUGGCCGAGCGCCUGCUGCAGGAGCUGGGCUGCACGUGUCCCUGA